Messenger RNA from Iphiclides podalirius (scarce swallowtail), 2682 nucleotides. NCBI's taxonomy places the organism in Eukaryota, Metazoa, Arthropoda, Insecta, Lepidoptera, Papilionidae. The record is from the annotation of a GenBank genome assembly.
AUGCUAUCAGAAGACAGUGUCGAGAAGCGUAAUGAGCCGCCCGGCGUCAACUCGCGCUCACUCAGCGUGGCUCAUUCGGCAGCUGACCUUGAGGUUCUUCGCGAGAUCGACAACGUCUACUUCUCGCCGCCCUCGGAGUUUGACGCGGCUCGCUACGUGUUGGAGCACGCGCCGGCACCGGCCACCUGCCAAGCGGUCGAGGAGAUGUUCGUGAAGCUCAAGCGGCAGCAGCAGGUGGUGUCGGGCAAAGCGCUCCACCUGAUAUCCCAGCAGCGCGACAACUGCGACCGCGAGUUCGCCGAGAUACAGCGCAUACGCGCCGAACUCGCCAAGGCGGUGGACAAGUGCCGCGAGGCGAGGCAGCACCUCGGCCACGCGUCGAACAACCUCACCAUGUCGACCUUCGCGAUCCUGAGGAGCGUGAGGAAGCGGCAGAUAAUCAAGUCGGUGCUGAAGUCCCUGGAGCUGCUGAGGAAACUGCGCAGCGUCGAGGCGGACGUGGCGGCGCUGCUCGCCAAGAGGGAGUACUACGAAGCGAUAGACCUGAUACUGAGGAGCAGGAAGGCGGCCGCCCGCCACAAGGAGUACAAAUGCAUAGCGGACCUCUCCUCCCGCCUGCAGGACACCCUCGACAUGACCGAGGAGCGGCUCGACUCGGUGCUGUCGGGCGUCUGCUACCACUUCGACGCGGACGUUUUCGCCAAGCUGAAGAGGGCGUACGACCUGCUGGGCAAGACGCAGGCGGCGAUGGAGCAGCUCCACAUGCACUACUCCUCGGCGGUGAACGAGUCAUCAAUGGAGGCGCUCAGGCCGCACGCGGGCGAGGUCUCGAUCGAGACCAAGUUCCAGGAGAUGUGCCUCGGCGUGGCGGCCAACAAGGCGCCCGGCUGCCUGCUCGAUCUGUGCGAGAAGCUGUUCAAGGUCAUGAGGAGCUACUACCAGCUCGUCGACUGGCACUCGAAGCACGACGACGAGAGGGUCCGAGGGUCGAACAACGUGCUCGAAAUCGAGAGGAACGUUAGCAGGGAGUACAUACGGCAGAAGCUGAAAGCGGGAUUGAUACGCAUCUGGCACGACGUGCAGGCGAAGAUCUCAACGUUCUUAAAGAGCUCCGGCCUCGAGGAGUACCCGUUCGAGAAGUUCAUACAGGUGCUGGGAAUACUGAGGAGGCUCACCCAGGUCGCGGAGGUGUUCUGCGGCGACACCUCCGACCUGCUGCAGGACUUCAUCAGGACGCAGAGCGUCUCGUACAUCGAGAACUACCACAGGGGACGCAUGGAGGAGCUGAAGCUGUUCCUGGAGAACGAGGGCUGGGAGCAGUGCCCCGUGCGGCAGUCGUUCAAUCUGCUGCACCUGCAGGAGUUCAGGCAGUUCAAGAAAUACCUGGGCCCGGCCAAAGCCGAGCAGGGGGCGAAGAGCACCGCCCAGUCAGACACAACCUCCUCGGCCCACUCGCAGGACGACAGCGUGUACAUCGCGCGCCACUUCAGCCCCAAGUCGACGAGCAGCCCCUUCGAGAUGUUCCGCGACGAGGGCGUGACGAACGACGACAUAUUCGGAAUCGAACCGGAACCGGGGAGCAGCGACUCGGACGAAGAGCCCGACGAGCUCAGAGCGGACUACGUGGAGGACGCCGAGGGGGAGAGCCCCGCCAGGGCGCGGGGCGGCGUCAUAGUGACCAGCACGACGCUCUCCGUGCUGAGGAACUGCGGCCAGUACCUGCAGAUCGGCCGCUACCUGCCGCAGAUCUCGCUCGAGGUGGUCGUGAUCAUGAACCAGCUGUUCGACUACUACUUCCACGCUGUACACGAGUUUUUCACGGCCGACCUGGACGUGGCGUCCGCCACGCUGUACACACCAAAGCUCAGCGCCGCCCUCAAGCGGAUUUCGAACAGCGUCGGCGCGGAGGGCGGGAGAUUCCUCCGUCCGGAGCCGCCGCGCCAAUUGGACUUGACGUCGGAGGCGGACCUCCACGGACUCGGCGAGAGGAUAGUCGCCGUGGAGAGCGCAAUAUUCCUCGCCCGCCAGUACCAACUGCUCCAGCCGUACCUGGAGACGAUCGUGGCGCAGCACCAGAGGAUGAUAUUGGAGCACUUCAGCGAGAACACCCUAGCGGCGGCGGUAGACCUCCGCGCACCAGUGUACAUGUGCUCGGCGUCCAGGGCUGUCGACGCCAGAUCCGCUCUGGUGGCGAUGUCCCAGGUGAAGUGGGACGUGAAGAGCGUGGCGGUCGAGCACAGCCCUUACGUUGACAUGAUAGUGAGGAGGGUGCAAGUCUUCGCGCUCAGAUUGGAGAACGUGGCCGCGAAGGUGUCACUGAACCGGGAAGUCCUCAACUCCGUCUGGUCGAUGGUGUCGAAGUUCGUGGUCCACCUGCUAGUGGAGGGAUUCUCGAACGCGACGAAGUGCUCGAACGGCGGCAGGGGGCUGAUGCAGCUGGACUACAGGCAGCUGUUCGUUAAGCUGGAGAAGAUAUCGGGUCUGAAGCCCGUCCCCUACCAGGACUACGUGGAUAGGUACGUCAAGGCGUACUACCUACCCCGCAGCGGCCUCGAGGAGUUCAUAACGGAGAGGACUGAGUACUCGGAUAAGCAUCUCUUGGCGCUGGUGACAUGCGCCUGCGAGAACAAACGGGACAGACAGGCCCUGACUGCAAUCAUCGAAGGAAGGGAGCCCCCAACU